GAAGAUACUAGUGAGUAUAAUGAAUUUGAAGGCGGUGAGAGUGUUGUGGAAAUAUCAGACUGUGCUUCUUGUUCAAGCAAUCAUUCUUUGACUAGUGAAGAGAGGCUCUCUGAGCUUGUGAAGAGUUCUACAGAAAUUUUGGAGUAUUCAUCAGAUAGUGAAAAGGAAGAUGACUCAGAGAAUGUCUUGUUCAUUGAUUCCGAAUCCUCUCCCAAAUACCACAUGGAUUUUGGAUCUGAUGAUAGACAGAUGAUGGAGAAACUGAUAAAGCAGAGGGUGAAAUCUGCAGAGACCAUUUUGUACACACCCCAGGAACAGACUUUUCCCAGGAUUCCAGACACAUCAGCAAACAAGAAGAAGCUUCUAAGAGGCGGGCUAGCAGAAAGACUAAAUGGCCUGCAGAAUCGAGAGAGAUCUGCCAUUUCUUUGUGGAGACAUCAGUGUGUUUCUUACCAAAAGACACUUUCAGGUAGAAAAUCGGGUGUAUUAAUUGUGAAAAUUCUAGAGCUGCAUGAGGAAUGCACCAUCCAAGUUGCCAUGUGUGAGCAUUUAGCAGGGCUGCAGGCCAACAACCCUUCUCAAGGUGAGGCCCCUAGGACUGGCCUGAAGGUUCUGUUCACCAAGGAGACUGCUCACCACCUCAGGGGACAUCCCCAAGACAUCGUCCAUAUCUACCCUCCCUGGCAAAAGCUUAUUAUACCAAAUGGAAGUUGCCCUGUUAUUCUGAAUACUUAUUUUUGUCAGAAAGUUGUUGCCAAAGAAGAUUCAAAAAUAAUACAUGAAGCACACUGUUGGGACCCACCCCGUCCAAGAAAAAGUAUCACUUUGGCUCAGAUGUUUAGAUUUAGGAAUCUAACAUAUAAAUCACCUGAAAGCCAGGUAAUGUGUAGUGGUCUCACUACAAUGUGGACAGACUGCACCCACGGACAUGAGGAAGCCAAACAGCACUUCCCAGCUCAAGCUCCCCUGAGGGAUUCUCUCCUGGAUGCAGUGGAAAGCCAGGGAGCUGCCACAUGGUCAGGAGUUGGGGUUCGAGUAGUGGUACAGAGAGUUUACUAUCUUCCCUGCAGAUAUCAGCAGGGAGGUGGUUCAGCUGCGCCACCUGGAUCAGACCCACCUAGAGUUCGAGUCUGCCUUCUCGUGCAAGAUGCCUAUGGGAUGUUCAGUGAAGUGCACUCUGAGGGCACCAUCUUGAAGGACCAGCAGUUGGAAGGAAAGUCCUGCAGCCUGAUGGGAAUGAAGGUUCUACAGAAGGCUACCAGAGGAAGGACAGCAGGGCUUUUCGGUUUGAUCGAUACCAUGUGGCCUCCAGUGAUGCCUCUGAAAGCACCUGGCCAUGGCCGAGCCUGCGAAGAGGUAAAAAUUCAUGUGCCUCCUCCUAGCUUCUGUUACAUCCUCAUUGCUCAUCCAAAUGUGGGGCAAAUUGAAAUAAUUGAAGAAGACCCCAUUUCUAAGUUUUACCAGCCUCCAGUUCCCCGCGUCUUAAGAGAAAUUCUCCAGACCAAUGAUCUUAGUACCCGUUGCAGUUUCUAUGCCAGAGUGAUUUAUCAAAGACCACAGGUAAACAAUUUGCUUCCUCUGCAGCAAAGGGAGAUUUGGCUGAUGGUGACUGAUGUCACCCUGCAGAUGCAGGAUGAGAAUAACUCUGGCCUCCCCAAAACCAUGCCAGUCUGUGUGGCCCCCUCAUGUGUGUUGAGCCAGGACGUCCUGGAAGCGCUCACCGAGGCUGUCUCUCACAGCUUUCUCUUCAGGGACACUCUCCGAGCUCAGGGUCGGAUUGUUUGUGUUGAACGAAGUGUCCUCUUGCUUCAAAAGCCCCUUUUGGGUGUGGACUCCAGUGCUUGCUCCUGUGAACUGACUGGCCCUGUGAAGCUCAAUGAACUGGAUUCUGUCACUCAGGUCAACUCCAUUUGCAGCGUUCAAGGCACUGUGGUUGGUGUAGACGAGAGCACUGCUUUCUCCUGGCCUACUUGUGACCUGUGUGGCAACGAGAGAUUGGAACAGAGCCCAGGAGACAGAGGCACCUUUUCCUGUGGGGACUGCUCCCGUGUGGUCACCUCUCCUCUCCUCAGAAGGCACCUGCAGGUGUUCCUGGACUGUCCGUCUCGACCCCAGUGCACAGUGAGGGUCAAGCUGUCCCAGGCCAGUAUUUCUUCACUCCUGAGGUUUGCCGCCUGCGAGGAUGGGAGUUAUGAAGUGAAGAGUGUCCUCGGAAAGGAGGUGGGGUUGUUGAAUUGUUUUGUCCAGUCCAUAACCACCCACCCAGCUAGCUGCGUUGGAUUGGAGGAAAUUGAGCUCCUGAGUGCAGGAAGAGCCUCUUCCGAACACUGCCGGUUGCCAUAGGAUUUGUGAACUUUGUGAUGCAGUCACAAUGGUGGUGGAUGGAGGUGGCGGCUUGGGGUAGUUAUUUGUUAACUAUGGGCAGAGCAAAUGUAUGAUCUUGAAAUGGAACUUAGAUUUUUCUGGGUCAAAUGUUAGUAAGAUGAUUUUGUGAACUAAACAUCAAAAAUAAUUUUUUCUAGUUUUUGCAAAUUUAGGAACAUGCUAUUAAAACUUAAAUAAGCCUGAGGUCUUCAUUUUGUAUUUCAUCUUAGUCAAUAAUAUUAAAACAGCAAGAAAAAAAUUUCGUUCACUUGUAAUUUUUUAAGUGUUUAAAUUUUACCAUGAUUCGACGUUUUUCUUGUAGUUAUUCAACAUUGUCCCAAAGAAUACCCUGCAAAGCUGAGACAUUUGUCCUAAAUUGUAAUGUUACUGUUCUACACAGUACAUGUCCAACUUAAGCAUUUUGCAGUCUAAUAUUUAUUUUUUGGAAAAUGUUCUGGGAAACUGUGUCAGAGGUAGAACGGUUACCCAUAAAGUAUAGAUAAGUUACCCGGUGUGAUUAUCACCAUACUGCACAGAGGUAUAGAUAGCUCACUCUAGAUAGGCCUGUUUAAUCUUGCUGGGUACUGUGCACAGAGAGCCAAGAUAACAGAUUCAAGAGGAGUGAUUGCUUAUCGUUUGCUUUGUUGGCAGAGAUUUAAAUUAACAUAAAAUGAUGAAUAAAUUAUCUUUAGACAACGAAGAUUGUUUCCUCCCUUAAAAUCAAUCAUGACAGGCCAUGGUUAAUUACACAAUAUAGACCUAGCAGCCCAGAGCAAGAAAGGGUGCCUAGUACCCACUUUAACUGGAAGAA
This is a messenger RNA of Neomonachus schauinslandi (Hawaiian monk seal), 3175 nucleotides long. It is a transcript of the gene SPIDR, whose product is annotated as scaffold protein involved in DNA repair. The transcript has 16 exons. Gene Ontology annotation, cellular component: nucleoplasm; nuclear chromosome. Gene Ontology annotation, biological process: double-strand break repair via homologous recombination; regulation of establishment of protein localization to chromosome. Lineage: Eukaryota; Metazoa; Chordata; Mammalia; Carnivora; Phocidae. The coding region runs from base 223 to 2343 and encodes 706 amino acids. The record is from RefSeq and is a predicted model, not a curated record.